UUACUCUUUAAUUUAAAAUUUAUGUUUUUAAAUUAGUGGGAAAUCGCGAUUAAACUAAUAUCCAGGCCUUUUUUAAAUUGGAACAAGUCUGUGAAUGAUGUCAAAAUAUCGAAGGCUUAUCGAUAGCCCGAGGGGAUUAUGCAGCCCUGGUUAAUAUUUGAUGUCUUCAAGCCGACCGCUGGUGACCGUGGUACGUGCCGGACGCAUUAGCUACCUGGCGGGACUGCAGUUGCAGCAACACCUGGCUAAGUCUACCCAGAUCCUCGAUCCGCCCUCGGAGUUCCGAAAUUACCUGGUUUUACAGGAGCACGAUCCCGUCUACACAGUCGGCCUGAGGACGAAGGACUACACGGCGGAGGAUGAGCAUCGACUGCGCCAGCUGGGGGCAGACUUCCAUCGCACGGAUCGAGGCGGCCUGAUCACAUUCCACGGUCCCGGCCAGUUGGUGGCCUACCCCAUUUUACACCUGCGCCAGUUCAGAGCGAGCAUGCGCUGGUAUGUCGCCUCGCUGGAGCGGAUGGUUAUCGAGACGUGCCGUCAGCUUGGCAUUCACAGAACCACGACCACCAAGGAUACCGGCAUAUGGGUGGGCGACCACAAGAUCUGUGCCAUCGGUAUCCAUGGCUCCCGUUACGUCACCACUCACGGAAUUGGCCUCAAUUGCUGCACGGAUCUGCAAUGGUUUGAACACAUUGUGCCGUGCGGAAUUAUGGGCAAGGGUGUGACCUCGCUUAGCAAGGAACUGGAUAGGCACGUCACCGUCCAGGAGGCCAGUAGCGCUCUUCUGAGGAGCUUCGCCAGCGUAUUCGAAUGUCGCCUGGAGGAUAAAGAUAGAGCCAAAGAAAAUUAUGUUGCGGAAAACUGUUCAGAAAUUGUAUAACGUUUUUUAUGUUAAUUGCACAUUUUAGAACUCGGAAAUGAGCGCUAUGCGCAAUGCUUAUAAUGAACGUAGUGAAGGAAUUAUAUUAUUACAAAUUCAUGACCACCGUCAACAGCCGAGUCGAUCUAGCCAUCCGUUUCUACGCCAAAGUUUCUUUCAGUGUAAAAGUUAUAUACAUUAAUCUUCCCAAAGGUCUUCUUUUUAUUGCAGGAAGGAAGCUAGCCUCGGCCAGACGAAGCUAUAUACCCUUUCAGAUCAUUUUUAUUAAAUUACAAAUUACAAUAUGUUUAAUUUCGUAU
Molecule: messenger RNA, 1179 nt
Organism: Drosophila takahashii
Lineage: Eukaryota; Metazoa; Arthropoda; Insecta; Diptera; Drosophilidae
Gene: Lipt2
Product: Lipoyl(octanoyl) transferase 2
Biological process (GO): protein lipoylation
Cellular component (GO): mitochondrion
Molecular function (GO): lipoyl(octanoyl) transferase activity
Source: RefSeq, a predicted model, not a curated record